AUGAUGUAUCCCGCUGCGCUGGAUCUUCCUUACAUCCUGUCAGAAUGCGAGGAGAUCAAUUGUGUUCUGUAUAAGCCGAUCAACUCGACGCAACGAAUAAAGUAUACAUGCUUCAACGCCUCAGCAAGCUACCUUAUACUAGGUUCCACCAGCGGUAGUGUCUACCUCUUCUCUAGGGAACCAUGUUCAUUCUUGCAAAUAAUACCUCUAUCGGAGGGUGUGGUUUCGCGUGUCGCGAUAUCACCUGACGAAAAGACUGUAGCCUUAGCAACAACUCGUGGUACUAUCUGUCUAGUCUCUCUAAAGUCCACUCCACAGUUAAUAGCUGUAUCUACGGAGCACAUGUAUGAACAAAUCACUUGCCUCUGCUGGAACAGUAACAGUAUAGAGAUAUAUGUAGGAGAUGCAGUCGGAAGAGUUUCUAUCAUGGUGCUGUCGAUAUUCACGGUUAAUGGAAUGUUUCAAGCGCCAACCUGCACGCUGAUGAACCUAGACUCGAGCAUCGUGCAACUGAGCUUCUUCCCGCCUCUGCUGUUGGUCUCCACGUUGUCGCGCUGUUACAUCUGCAACACGGUGCAAGAGCAGUACAAGCAGAUAGGCAACAAGCCGCGGAACGGCGAGUUCGGCGCGUGCUUCUACAAGGUGCACGCGAACGAGAACGCCGCCCUGGACACCCAAAGGGAGGAAAGGAAUCUCAACAAGACGCGAGGCGCGUUCAACCUGGUUUCCGACAAUGACAGGAACAUCCUGGACAGCCAUCACUCGAAGAUCUUCUGCUGUCGACCGGGCUCGAGGUUGUGGGAAGUGUCGGCCGAUGGGAUCGUCGUUAAGACGCACCAGUUCAAAGAGGCCCUGGCCGUUCCUCCGACGGCGUUAUUCCGAUCGAACAGCACUCUAGGAUCUAGUCAGCAGGGAGAGACGGAGUGCGAUUGGCCGCCGCAAUCCGUCAACUUCUCGCACCUGUUCGUGAUAGCGUACAAGUAUUUAUUUUCCUACACAACCAGCGGCCUGUACAUUAUCGAUCCCGCGAACGCUAGCGUGCUGCUGUGGAGCAACGAGUACGCGAAUGUCAGCAUGACGGCGGUCGUGGAUGAUCGGAUCUACCUGAUGACCUGUGAUAACGAGUUUCAUUGUCUAACGCUGACAUCACUCGACAGUCUGAUACUGCGACUGUAUCGUCGCGAGCAAUACAGCGAGUGCUUGACCGCCUGCUUUGUAUAUAAAUCGCACUUGUCAAAAAUCGUCACUCAGGAUGCGAAGGAGAUUGUCGAGCUACUCGAGGCGAAAAGUCUGCCGGAGAUACUGCAAGAUGAGGAGGCGUUGACGCUGUUGCGGUCGUUAAUAACGCUUCUACAGGCUGCUGGCAGUAACAGACCGGCUAAACUGGACUCCGGAAUUGUAGUUGUGCACUCUGAGAACAGCGACAGCCUCGCCGAGAACAGUAGGAGAGCGUACGGUUGCGAGUUGACGCCCGCCUCACGAUCUUCCGAUAUAUUCAACGAGGAUUCAUCUGAAAUAGAAAUAUUGGAGCCGGGAAGAGAUGCGGAUGGCAAUAUCGCGGAAGGAAACGCACCUGAAGCGGCUGCGGAUGACGUACGUGACGAGAGAGUCGAUUCGCGUCGCAAGGACGAAGUGUUGGGUGCCAAAGAUAAUACUCCAAAGUCCGAUCCUCAGGAAAACAUAACGCACAUGGUGCAGUCUGACCUGCAGCCGAUUUACGCUCUGGCAAACAGCGUGAGAUCUAGUAUGUCGGAGAAGGAGGUCGAGGAGGUUGCCUCGGAGAUGGAGAGGCGGAUGAGAACCAUUCGGGAAUCGUACUGUGACAUGCCUGGGCUUCAAAGCUUCAUCUACGAGAUUACUCGCGCUGCCGAGCUUCACUAUUACAACGCCUUCCUGGAGAACGUGUCGAUGCAGUUGCUUUACUCCACCGGUAACGAUUACAUCGUGCGACAGUUCGCGAAGGCCUUCGUUGAGAUCAACGCGUCGGGGAGCGGCAGAUGCAGCUGCGGUUACCCGUAUCCCCUGGACGAGGAAGCCGCGGAACCGAAGUUCCUGGCAGUCGGCGAGGCUCUGAUCAAGCGGCACGUAGAAGACCUGCCGGAGGAAUGCGGCAACAUCUGCGACCAAGUACCUUACAUGUGGCGCGAGUACGUGUCCGUCCGCGUCGCACGACGCAGCGCGCUGGACAACCUGUUGAGACAGUGCCUUCAGACCAGGGACAACGUCACACUCUCGCUCCUUCUGCCAGCGCUGAACGAGCAACAAUGGGCUUGCGUGAGCGCGUGUCUGAACGAGAUGGAAGAUGGUACUUGCCUGUUCUGCGCGAUGCCCCUGGUGAAGAAACCCGAUUACAAACUGUUGAUGGAUUGGAGCGGGAUUGCCAGGGAAAUCAUGAAGAGGGAGGGACCAGAUGAGGCCGUGGCGUUUCUGAUCAAGCUGGAAAGCGUGAUACCAGACGUUAAUUUGGAUCGAAGUAUAUUCCAGUCGAUCAUAUUUACAAAGAUGCUGCAUCGCCGUGGCUUGAAGAAGUCGAUUGAUUUUAGUAAAAUUAAUCAAUUGACGUCGGAGUUCGGUACAAUGUGCUCACCACAGGUGCGCGACCAACUGGCCAAAACCCUCGAACACGAUUUAAGGCGGUCGAUAGACAAAAAUGUGUUCGGGACCGGCGCUCAUCACUGGGGCAUGCGUUAUCAGGCCAAAUCAUUGACGUGCCCGUGCUGCACGCUAUCCUUAGAGACGCCGAUUCUAUUAGGUAACAGUGGGAUCGCGAUCUUCCGAUGCGGACACGCCUACCAUGUAAAUUGUAUGAUAGAGAGAAAGCUCACUAAAUGUAAUCUUCAUCAGUAAAUAUUGUAAAUACGAGUUAAAUAAAACAGUUACAUGCAUUC
Messenger RNA from Ooceraea biroi (clonal raider ant), 2888 nucleotides. RefSeq names its product WD40 repeat domain-containing protein pink (gene pink). The record is from RefSeq and is a predicted model, not a curated record. Gene Ontology annotation, biological process: developmental pigmentation. Gene Ontology annotation, molecular function: protein binding. Lineage: Eukaryota; Metazoa; Arthropoda; Insecta; Hymenoptera; Formicidae. Gene Ontology annotation, cellular component: cytoplasm.